This is a messenger RNA of Neodiprion fabricii, 5819 nucleotides long. Its product is annotated as discoidin domain-containing receptor 2-like. The transcript has 9 exons. NCBI's taxonomy places the organism in Eukaryota, Metazoa, Arthropoda, Insecta, Hymenoptera, Diprionidae. The coding region runs from base 562 to 2622 and encodes 686 amino acids. The record is from RefSeq and is a predicted model, not a curated record.
GGCGUCGAGGACGGAGCGUCGAUGCGUCGCCUUUUUAAUCGAGUCGAGGGUUGCCGAGGAUUCGUUUGAAAGUUGUUGUGUUUGCGAAUGAAUUUUCGCGCGUACCGUAAUUAAUUGUCCGAGUUGCACCGGCGACGAUAAAUGCGGGUAACAAAAGUGCCCAUGGAUUUAAACCGGAUGAAAAAUUGGUUCGAAAACUAUUAUAUCCCAUAAUCGUGUGAUUUAAUUAUUGUAAAUAACGUUGCUGCAAAAGUUGUUUCCACACAUGUGAAAUAUAUGUGCAACUGAAUUAAUUCGUUUGGUUUGUUUAUUGUUGAAUUUUAAAUAAUUUGCGCUGGUACUUCUUUUUAACGAGUUUUAAUUCAAUUACGUGUCGGCUCUUUGGAUAAUUUUUUUAUUUUUUUUUUUAUUUUUACUAUUGUGAUGAAAACGACGAUUAUUACCGUGAUUUAACAAGUUCGAUGUAACGUAGAUAACAUAAUUGUAACAGUGUGUGCGGGAUUUGUUAUCUUCUCGGCUUUUCGGAUACAGUGUCUGCAAAGCACCCGACAUGGAUCGUCGAUGACUGUUGUGGCCCUUCAGCUAUUCUUCGGAAUCAGCCGUCUCUUCGUCAUGGGCGAGUCGAGACCCAAGAUGAUUUUCCUCGUCGUCGUUAUCCUCUGUUUCUGCGGAACAGGUGCCAUCGACAUAUCUCAGUGCAUCGCUCCGCUGGGAAUGGAGUCUGGGGAAAUUCGUGACUCUGAUAUAACGGCCAGCUCAAGUUUCGACAGUGGAAACGUCGGCCCCCAUCGUGGACGGUUACGCCAGGAGAGCCUGGGCGGUGCCUGGUGUCCGAAACAGCAGAUCACAACUGACUCCAAAGAGUGGCUUGAGAUCGACCUUCACACUGUGCACAUGAUCACAGCCACGAGCACUCAAGGUCGAUUUGGAAACGGACAGGGUGUCGAGUUCGCCGAAAACUACGUCCUUGACUACUGGAGACCGCGACUUGGAAAGUGGGUUCGUUACAGGAGCGCUCAAGGAGACGAGGUGAUAACCGGAAACACCAACACCUAUCUCGAGUCCAAGCGUGAACUGGAACCGCCGAUUUGGGCCAGCAAGCUGCGCUUUUUACCCUACAGCUUCCACCGACGAACGGUCUGCAUGCGCGUCGAGAUCUAUGGCUGUUCAUGGAACGACGGUAUCGUGUCGUACUCCAUGCCUCAGGGUGACAAACGCGGCAACUUGGAGUUCUUCGACGCUACUUACGACGGCCAUUGGGACGGAGUCCAACUGCUCCGAGGUCUUGGUCAGCUUACGGACGGACGCACUGGGGCCGACAAGAUCAGGAUGGGGUACUACGACGAUCGAAGACAGGGUUGGGUCGGGUGGAAGAACGACACCAGGUCUGGACACCCCGUUGAAAUCAGGUUCGAGUUCGACCAGGUUCGGGAAUUUUCCGCCGUUCAUAUCUACUGCAAUAACCAGUUCACCAAGGAUGUUCAGAUCUUCGCCGAGGUCAGCGUGCUCUUCAGCAUCGGCGGAAAGUACUAUACCGGUGAUCCGAUAGUCUGGACGUCGAUGGAGGACAAGAUAUUCGAGACCUCGAGGAACAUAACGGUCAAGCUUCACCACCGAGUAGGGAAAUUCGUCAAGCUCAGAUUCUCCUUCGCCGCUAAGUGGAUGAUGCUUAGCGAGAUUACCUUCGAUUCCGGUGAGUCGAUCAACCACCUACCCACUACCUCCCUUCCAACUUUGACAGAGUUCGUCACAGUCCAAUCGUUUGAUCACAACCGGCCCGGAAUUCCAGGCUCAUAUACAUACGUCGCCCACGGCAACUUCACCCCAGAACCACCACCGCCAACGGAGGCCGCGCCGCCUCUUCUCCGCGGCAAUUCCGCGCGAGACGUGCCACCCCAGGUGGAAGUUCCCGUGUCGACCGCUAAGCAGGACGACCCUACCUACAUGGCGGUGAUCAUCGGCGUUCUCACCGCUGUGAUCCUGCUCCUGGCGGUGGCGAUAUUUCUGAUAGUGUCGCGGCACCGGCAACGCAAGAACUUCGCCAGUCCGCUCGGAGCCAAGAGCUCGAUUCCCUCGGGUAACCAGCACCUUUCUCCCGAGUCUGCUUACGGCACCACCGAGAAGGAUCCCUCCCUCAUGACCUACAGGGUCGAGGAAGUAUACGACAGGUACGCCGGUGCCAAGCUUACCACUCUUCCGCGAGAGCUGAACGACCGGCUUCUCGGCGACGUCAGACUCGACGAGUACCAGGAACCCUUUCACGACAAGUACAGGGAACCCCCUCACGCCGCUUACUACGGCUACAGCACCGUCGUCAUCGACAGUAAAGACCUUCACGACAACGUUGAACAUUCCGAUGCCACGUACGACUACGCGGUGCCAAUGCCAGUUCCAAGUGUGAGCAGCGACCAGGACAGCGUAUUCUCCAAGUCCUCGUCACGAGGCAGCGCAAAGGCAUGCUUACAGAGCUUCUUCCCGCCGCCGCCGCCGCCGAUGUCAGCGCCACCACCGCGAGGCUCGAACAAUCUCACGUACUCGAGUCCCCCGAGUCCGGAACCGAUUUCGGAGCGCGAAAGACGGGGAAGCAAACGCAGAGAACACUCGCUACAUCGGUACGCGUAGAGGAAAAAUUUUAACCCUGAGAUCCGGAUCGUCUACGGACGGUCCCGAAGGACGAAGAAGGAUCUGGACGAGGAUUCGGACGUGACUGACCGAGUGCCGCUUAUCCUUCUCCUUUCCUCUCCCCCUUUCUCAACCACCAAAUUGUGACUUCCGAGGAAAGGUAAGGCAUGUACGGUGUUACUUCGAAAACCCUCUUCGUCGUUGUUUUCCUCCUUUAUGAUAGCGAAAUUAUUAUCGAUGUGGCGAGAAUCAUUCAACAAAGACUGACGUCGUAUCAUAUAAUAAUUAGCAAGCGUAUUAUGAGAUAUAAUUACGCGUGAUUUUUCUGUUCGAAUUUUCUUUCCUCUUCGCUAUAACGUUUUCAUAUUAUACCUGUAAUAUAGGUAUUUAUAUGUAUAAGAGAGGCGCGGAGAAAUUAAUAAUAGUAAGAUUAACAUUAUCGUAUAAGAAUAGUAAAAGUUAUGUAUCGACGAAUAAAUGUGUUAUAUUUAUUCCGGCAUGCGCUAUCGCGUCUGCAUUUAGCCUUUAUUUUUCACUACAAUCUCUUUUCUAGAUCUUCGACUAUUUUUUAUUCAUGCCCCCCCACCCCAUCAAUUAAGCUAGCAAGCGAUAUAUGAAUUACUGUGUAAGAUUUUAGAGCUAUAAAUAUAUAUAUAUAUAUAAAAAUCAUGUAUGUGUAUAUAUAUAUAUAUGGAAGAAAGAAUCGUGGUAGAGGACAAAAUUCAUAAAAUAAUCAAAAUAACACAGUAGUAAAAAAAAUAAAUAAAAAUAAUCGAUGAUUUUGACCAAUUUCCAUUGAAUAUUAUAAAACUACGCUCCGCGUAAAUUUAACCGAGAUCGCCUUGAAGCAACGAAGUAAAAUCCAAAAUCCAAUGUAUAAGGAUCGACAAUACAGGGAUGAGACAACAAUAACGAAUAAACAUUAUGAUAUACGAUUAAUAAAAAUGAGAAAGAAACGAAGAGAAAAAAAAAAAAAAUAUUUGAGACAAAAAAUAUGAUAAAAAAAAAUAAAAAACAAAAAAACAAAAAACAAAAAAAAAACCAAUAACAAUUUGUACGUGUAAUAUAAUGUCUACGUGUACAUGUUAUAUUGUAUUAUAACCCGACCACAUUGUGAUAACAUAUAAACGCGUAUGUAACGGUGACAAAAAUUCGAGCUAUAAAAAUAUGUAUUAUCGAACGCGUGAUCUAAGAACUUACAAUUAUUGAGAACGGUUUGAAUAAUUUUUACAACGAUUACAGGAUAUUGUAUAAUAAAAGAAAAGUGACGGGAUAAAAAAAGAAGACACUCCGAGAUAAGAUAGAAAAAGAUAAUUCCCCAAAUGAAAAAUGGAAAAUUGAAAAUUAAAUACACAUAUACAUAUAUAUACAUGUAUACGCCAAUUAUCGGUUCACCUGAGAAUAAAUUUUCUGCGUUUCUCAAUUAUUAUUGAAAUAUAAAUACGAUACACGCGACGCGUGCGUGGGAUAAUCUGACGCGGCUUUUAAAUACGCUUUUGUGUAAAUAUUUAUGCAUAUGUAUAUAUCGAUGAAACGAGAGCGCCCUGCACGAUAUUUUCACGAAAAUAUUCCGAUACCGCAUAAACGUCGCAGAGACGAGACGGUACGAGACGAGAAUACCGCGAUACACGUAUCAUUACGAUAAUUGAAGCUUAUCAGUCGACGUUCGUUCGCCCCAGGCGUUAAGUCAAGCCUCAGCAACAUAAAGCUACGUAUGCAAAUUGCGAACUGACUGAUUGUGAGGACUCGUCGCGCCGACUGCAUCGCGCAUACCUGGAUAUCUACGCACGUAUACAUACGACAUGUAUCAAGCAAAUAAUAAUAGUGAUAACGAUGAUGAUGAUGAUGAUGAUUUUGUCGCAAUAAUCUCUUUCUAUUCUUUCACUAGAUAUUUGUAUAUAUAUAUACGUGUGAAUAUUUUACGUACAUCCGUAAUCCUUUUAAUUAUCAAUAUUGCAUUUGAAUAUUAUAGCGCGGUAAUGAUACUUGUCAAUUUAUCCUGUGCACACUAAUUAAUCGGUAAUAAUACGCGCAAAGCGACGAAUUUGCGAUUUAUAUCGUACACGAAACGAUGUAAUUAUUAAUUAUAUACGCGAAUAGUGAUGAUAACAAUAAUAACAUUAAUAACAACAAUAAUAAUAAUAAUAAUAAUAGUAAUAAUAACAAUAAUAAUAAUAUUAAUAAUGCUCGUGUCAAUAAGAAGUAGUAUUACAUCGCAACUGCAGUGAUCACGCCAGAAUGAGGAUAUUUCGUAUGCAAUCGUAUCGCCUUGAAACGAUCUCGCAGUUCGGGUGAAAUUAUCAUGCUGGUUAACAACAUAAAUGAUAAUAAAAAUAAUAAUAAUAAUAACAACAACAAUUAUCAUAAUAAUAAUAUUAAUAGUGAUAACGCUAAUGGUAAUAAUAAUGAUAAUGACAUAAUGAUAACGAUAAGAGAUAAUAAUAAUGAUCAUAUGUAUAGAUUGAAUAUGGAUACUGAAAAUUCAUCUAUUCCUUUUUUUUUUUUUUUUUGCAAAAAUUGCAAAGUGAUUUGCAUCAACAGCCUGAUUAAAAAGCAUCUUGUAAUUGAUGUAUUACAACGCAUGCAGAUGUAACACGCGUGUUACAAAUUAUAUAUCAUGCAAUACUGUAUGAUUUCACGACGUAUUAUUUCGAAAAUGUAAAUAAUAAUGUAUAAUUUGAAUGCGAAUAAUAAUUAUCAUAGCUGAUGCGUGCUGCGAGAGUAGAGAAAAGAGGGGGGGAAAAAAAACAAGAAAAUCUUAUCAAUAAUCGUAUUACGUAAUAAUAUAAAAAUACACGACGCCCAAGAAAACGAUUAUUUCUUUAAUCUUGUAAAUAAUUGUAUUAUAUAAUACGCGUAACGAGUGGUAUACAUAUAAAUAUAAAUUUAAUUGAGUGUAAUUAUAUAUAUUAAACGAAUUUCAGGAUGCAUAUUUGAUAUUUGUGUGCCUGUAUAUCCUUUUGUAUGCUAUCGGAAAUAGAAAAUGUUAUAUUAUAUAUAAGUAUAUAUUGAAAACUGAGGAAAGGAAGCGAAAAUAAGAAUGAAAAUGUAAUAAUUAUCAGUACUGUACACACAUCAAAUUAUUAUUACUAUAAUUAUACUAAUUGUCUGAUGAUACACGGUCGAAUAAUUAUACGAACAAUAAACUGCUACGGUGAAUUAUCAGCAAGUUUUUCACGCAUCGGUCCGCACGUUAA